This is a messenger RNA of Fusarium keratoplasticum, 1386 nucleotides long. Its product is annotated as Arginyltransferase. Gene Ontology annotation, biological process: protein arginylation. Lineage: Eukaryota; Fungi; Ascomycota; Sordariomycetes; Hypocreales; Nectriaceae. The record is from RefSeq and is a predicted model, not a curated record. Gene Ontology annotation, molecular function: arginyl-tRNA--protein transferase activity. Gene Ontology annotation, cellular component: cytoplasm. The coding region runs from base 1 to 1386 and encodes 461 amino acids. The transcript has 3 exons.
AUGGAACCCAGUGGCAUGCGCAUCCCUGAAGAUGCGUCGUUGCGGUACGAGUAUAUCUCGCCAAUUGCCUACUCCAAGUCAUCAAGAUGCGGCUACUGUGGAAAGCGUGGCAACAGUCAGUCAAAACGCUACUCUUACUACGCCUCUGCAUCAUCAAUGAGCCCCGGGUUCUACCAGACGCUUCUUGGUAGGUGCUGGAGGCGUUCUGGUACGCUCAUGUAUCGACCUGAUCAGCGUCGAUCAUGCUGUCCCCAUUACACCAUCCGCCUCGACUCUAGCCAGUUCAAGCCAUCCAGGGACCAGCGACAGACCAUCAACCGCUUCAACAGGUACGUCAUGGGCGAGACCUAUACGAAAGAGGUUGCUCGUCUUCACCCAAAGUCGCGUGACCAGGCAAAGAAGCGAGAUAAUCACUUUGACCUCAUCGAGCGGGUUCACGAAGCCGAGGAUGCUCAGCUGCUCAAACCCCCUGAGGCUGCGCACAAGCUUGUCGUGACUCUGGAGACAGAUGAUUUCACGGAAGAAAAGUUUGAGGUCUACGAGAACUACCAGAGAGUGGUGCACAAGGAGGGGCCGAGCAAAAUAACUGCAGGCGGGUUCAAACGCUUCUUGUGCAGCUCACCCCUGAGACGAGAGACGAUGGUGGAUUCGAAUGGCAAAGAGCGCCACCUGGGGUCUUAUCAUCAGUGCUAUAGGUUGGACGGCAAGCUCGUGGCGAUCGGUGUGCUUGAUCUCUUGCCCGAGUGUGUAAGCUCGGUCUACUUCCUCUACCAUGAGAGCAUUCACAAGUGGGCGCCGGGCAAACUCGGUGCGCUCUACGAGAUUGCUCUGUCCAUCGAGGAGGGUUAUGGAUGGUGGUACCCAGGCUUCUACAUUCACAGCUGCCCCAAGAUGCGGUACAAGAUUGACUAUUCACCGCAGUUUAUUCUUGAUCCGAACUCACUUGCCUGGGAUCCUCUGGAUCGAAAGAUGUUGGAUCUCUUGGACAAGAAGCCGUUUGUCAGCCUGUCCCUGGAGAAACAGAGGGAGUCUAAUGGUAAUGGUGAUGGUCCAUCGAGCACUGAUGAGGAUGUGGAGAUGAGCAACAAGUCCGAUGCCGAAUCAGAGGACUCGAAAUCUGGAGAUGAUGAAGAUGACUGGCUUUUUAAAACCAACAUGCCAGGUAUUCCUCCUCUCUCUUCGGUGGCCGACUGGGAUCUGGACAACAUCGCGUUGAAGAUCAAGCCUGAUGGACCGUUGUACAAGACAUCAAAUCUUGUUAUUUGGGAUAAACGGGGCGUGGAGGAUUAUCCAGGAUUGAAGGCUGGAGUUGCAGAGCUUGUUGCGGCCAUUGGGCCAGAUCUGAUAGACCGAAUUUGUUUGGAUUUCACGCCACGAGGAGGAUAG